This is a messenger RNA of Aspergillus versicolor CBS 583.65, 4302 nucleotides long. RefSeq lists its product as uncharacterized. Gene Ontology annotation, biological process: DNA-templated transcription; carbohydrate metabolic process. The record is from RefSeq and is a predicted model, not a curated record. Bases 1 to 4302 code for a protein of 1433 amino acids. Gene Ontology annotation, molecular function: zinc ion binding; DNA binding. The transcript is spliced from 4 exons. Lineage: Eukaryota; Fungi; Ascomycota; Eurotiomycetes; Eurotiales; Aspergillaceae.
AUGGCUGGCCAGCUCUCUCUCUUGGCGCCAACAGUCGAGCAACACCCCACCGGUUUCGGCGUGGGAACGGCCACCCCUCGAGUAUCCUGGCGAUUCCUUGCUGAGAACUGCCCACGCGACUGGCAACAAACAGCAUACGAAAUUCAGAUUGCGCGUACAGAUUCAGAAACAGAAACACAUUCUGUUACCAGUGAUACAUCCGUGCUCGUCCCAUGGCCAAGCACACCGUUGAAAUCUCGGGAAAGCGUUCGCUUGCGGGUACGUUCCUUCGGCCGCGAGGGGCAGGGCCAGGUAGAAUCGACAGAUUGGUCGCCCUGGACAGACGUUGAGUGCUCGCUACUCCGGAAAGGCGAUUGGGUUGCGCUUCCUAUUACAGAGCUGAGGGAAGAUGUUGUUGACGGGCCAUUACGUCCCACUCGCUUCAGAAAAUCAUUCACUCUGACAGGGAAGGGAACUAUCCAGAAGGCGCGGCUCUACAUAACAAGUUUAGGAAUUUAUCGGGCCUUCAUCAAUGGACAAGAGGUUAGCGACCACUGCCUGUCCCCAGGCUGGACAAGCUAUCGCUAUCGCCUGAAUUAUCAGACCCUCGACGUUGCGCCGUUUCUCAAUCACGAUGGGCCAAAUGUCAUCGCCAUCGAGGUCGCGGAGGGCUGGUAUGCAACACGUCUCGGCUUCAAGGGUGGACGAGGGAAGCUAUAUGGUGACAGACUCGCUGCUAUCGCUCAGCUUGAAAUUCAUUUUGACUCUGAUGCUGAACGUUUUUCUCUGGCAACGGACCGCACCUGGACUUGCCAACCGAGCGCAAUCGUGAAGAGCGAGUUCUACGACGGUGAGCUCUAUGAUGCCCGCCAGGAAGACCCCAACUGGAAUCGUAUUUCUUCCGGUGAUAACAGCACCAAUUCCUCCUGGGGUCCAGUUCAGGAGCUUGCCUUUCCGUCUGCUACCCUCGUCUCACCCGACGCGCCACCAGUUCGAAUCACAGAAGAGAUCAGGUCUGCCUCAGUUCAACGAACCCCGUCUGGCAAAACCAUUCUUGAUUUCGGUCAGAACCUCGUUGGUCGAUUGCGCGUCCGCUCGAUAGAUAAACAAUCAGGGAAGCGUCUUGUUCUCACGCAUGCCGAAGUGCUGGAACAUGGAGAGCUCGGGACUCGACCGUUGCGUAUCGCGAAAUGCACAGAUGAGAUUAUCUGUGCUGGAACAGAGCUGACCAAUUGGUCACCACAAUAUACAUUUCACGGAUUUAGAUAUGUGCAGGUUGAUGGCUGGGAUCAGGAGCGUGAUGGCGACUUGAUCACCAACUUUACCGCGCAGGUGAUGCACACCGAUAUGACUCGCACUGGCUGGUUCUCGUGCUCGCACCCUAUGGUCAACCAGCUCCAUCAAAAUGCAUUGUGGAGCAUGCGUGGGAACUUUGUUUCUAUCCCGACUGAUUGUCCUCAACGUGAUGAGCGUCUCGGCUGGACGGGCGAUAUCCAGAUCUUUGGACCCUCUGCCAAUUUCCUCUACAAUACUGCUGGCAUGCUGGGCGAAUGGCUUCAGGAUGUAGCCGCCGAGCAGUUUAAUGAAGGCAGAGACGGCUGCGUCCCUCCAUUUGUUGUUCCAAAUGUCAUCUCUGAAGAGCUUUGGCCUCCGACGCCCCAGGCGCAGUGGGAUGAUGUGGUGAUCCUGGGCCCGUGGGCUCUGUAUCAGUCCUAUGGUGAUGUCGAUAUCCUGCGUCGGCAAUACAAGAGUAUGCUCGCGUGGAUUGAUAGAGGGAUCCAGCGCGGACUUGAUGGCCUUUGGGAUCCUGAGGUGUGGCAGUUGGGCGACUGGCUGGACCCAACUGCGCCUCCAGUAGAGCCUGGGGAUGCGAGGACAAACGGGACAUUAGUGGCAGAUGCGUUCUUGGUGCGCAUCACCUCGGUAAUAUCACAGAUCAGUGGUAUCCUAGGAGAAACUGCCGAUUCCAGGCGGUUCGCAGAAGACCUAGUCCGGCUACAGAAGACCUUUCAAGCCAAAUACAUCGCACACUCCGGGCUACUUGUCGGCGACAGUCAAACCGCGCUGAGCCUUGCAAUAAUGUUUGAUUUACAUGCUACUCCUGAACAGGUCAAGGUUGCAGCAAACCGUCUGGUUGACUUGGUACGGUCGGCGAAAUUCCGGGUAGCCACUGGAUUUGCAGGGACUCCGAUCAUCACCCAUGCCCUAACCAAGGGAGGUCAUCCCCAGGUUGCAUAUCGGAUGUUGCUAGAGAAAGGUUGUCCAUCCUGGAUGUAUCCUAUCACAAUGGGGGCAACAACCAUGUGGGAACGAUGGGAUAGUAUGCAGCCUGAUGGAUCGAUUAAUCCAGGAGAGAUGACCAGCUUCAACCACUACGCCUUUGGGUCAAUUAUCAAUUGGCUUCAUAGCACUGUAGCUGGUAUCAGCCCCCUCGCGAAGGGGUGGAAGGAAAUCAAAGUACAACCGAUCCUGGGCGGGACUAUUGAUUCCGCGGAGGCGACGUACAAUACCCCCUAUGGACGCCUGGAAUGCCGGUGGUCCAUCCAAGCUAGCAAAGAGUUAUUUGUACUAGACCUCUUGAUUCCGCCCAAUUCGCGAGCGUUGGUCACCCUUCCUAGUGAUGAUCACUCCAACCAGGCGCUGCAGGGGAGCUGGGUAGGAUCUGGGAAACAUCACUUCUCGAUACCCGCGGGAAAGAAACGAUGCGUAGUCUGGGGUCCAGGGCAUCCUUGUGCUUCAUGUGCCAGAAAGAAAUGGCAGUGUGAGCUGGCCAGCGACUCUUGGAAACCCUCCCAGAAUGGGGCCUCCCGUCUCCCCCAACUCAGACCGGUGCCUCAGAUGAAGGCCGCUCCUUCUGCCGUACAAUCGGUUCAGACAGACACAAGUCUACCGCCGGAUUCUGUGUGCAAUGAGAUUAUCGACCUUUACUUUGAGCUCAUUGAUGAGAAGCAGCUGCUUCUCUUUCAUCGCCAUACAUUUGUUACAGCACAGCGUGCGGGCCAUAUCCCUCAAUUUAUUGUGCUCGGAAUGAUUGCUCUGAUGGCUCGGUUCUCAUCUAAUCCUUACUUCGAGAAUAUCCACCCCUGGCACAGAGCCAAGCGCUGGUUCUCAGCUGCUAUGCAGUCUUUCAAUGCUCGAACGGAAUUGAUUGAUUUACCUGCCCUGCAGGGAUGCAUUUUACUGUCCUUCGUGGCACUUGCAGAAGGUGAUUCCGCCCAAGAGGCACUACUGUCGUCUCAGGCUAUCUGUAUGGUGCGAAUGCUGCGCUUGCCGGAGAGCCUAAGCCCGGACCCCAUCCAGCGAGAGGUGGAAAUUCGAAUCUUCUGGGUUAUGUGGAUGAUGGAAAACUGGCACGCGGCCCGCGCUCUUAUUCCCAAGCAGCUCAUGACGAGUCCUACUUUUAAGCGUCCACUGGAAGAAGAGGCUUACAAGAAAAUGAGACACGACGACCUGCCUGGUGAACAGUCAGAAGCGAGGAUCAAUGCGUUGGGACUCCGAGAAUGCGGCCUGUGGACUUGGAUGCUUCCCUUGUCCGAGUUUCAUGACCAGGUCAUGCGACUGAACGACGAAAUAGUUCAGAAUACAGUGACCGACGUUGAUGUCCGUGGGCGGGUGAGAGAAAUAUCACAGCAGCUGGACAGGUAUCUCCAAAGCCUGCCCGAGCACCUCAAGCACACCGCCGAAAACAAGGAACGACACGCUAGUCGUGGAUUGGGACGAGAAUUUACCAUUCUACAAUUGAACUAUCAUCACCAGUGUCAGAUGCUCUAUUAUCAAUUCCUCAACAAGAAGUCCGAGUCACCAGAGGGUGGGACUGAUCACGAAGCUGCCAUGUACGCGGCGCGGUGCAAAACGCACGCAACGGCUCUUAGCCAGGUGAUGUGGGACACCAACUCAUGUUCCGGAAUGGAAUGCCUCUGGUCGCCAGUCAACGGUCAUCUACUCGUUGUGGCAUCAUCUGUUCUAUUAUACAGCCUUCUUUUCGACACAGACGACGAAAGCAUUGCCAGAGCGAAGAAGCUGUUGGAGCAAAAUUUCAUCAUGCUUCUUCAAUUUCGGAAGCACUGGUCACUCGUUGAGCUUUCCCUGUCACGUUUAAGAGCGUUUCAUCGAGCCUGCCAAAUGAACAGUACGCAGAAGAACUUUGAUAUGGACCGUUGGAUGAUCUAUUUCCUGAAUCGUUACGAUGCCAACGUAUCGGAGCGAUAUAGUGACGGGGUCUAUCUUGAGGCAAAUUCCCGUACGGGAACUGAUCCUGCUCUAUGGGAGGAGUCAACAGGACAGAAUUCACCAUUGGUGGUGGACUUUUUGGAAUCUAUGUGA